Molecule: messenger RNA, 1419 nt
Organism: Monosiga brevicollis MX1
Lineage: Eukaryota; Choanoflagellata; Craspedida; Salpingoecidae
Exons: 13
Coding region: 1-1419 (472 amino acids)
Biological process (GO): Golgi to lysosome transport; protein targeting
Cellular component (GO): clathrin adaptor complex; cytoplasmic vesicle; trans-Golgi network
Source: RefSeq, a predicted model, not a curated record
AUGGCGGAACAACUACCAAGUGUUAUUGCGAGCGGCGCUUAUUUCUCUCUCUCUCUCUCUCUCUCUCUCUCUCUCUCUCUCUCUCUCUGCGCGCUCCCGAACCACCACCGCCCCACCGGCAGCGCCAUCGCCAUCGCCGUCACUGUCAUCGCAGGGCAACUUCGACAGGGUGAGGCAGGGACUUCGGAAAUCUUUUUUCGUAAACUCAAAACAAUGUCCGAGGAGCCCCCGCCAAUCUUUCAUGUGGAAGGCAUCCACUUCAUCUACGUCAAGCGCAAUUCGCUGUAUUUUGUGGCGACCACCAAGUUUAACGUGGCGCCCGCCAUGAUGCUGGAGCUGCUGCAUCGCAUCGCCAACCUCAUCAAGGAUUAUACCGGCGUUCUAUCUGAGGAGAGCAUUCGUGUCAACUUUGUGCUCGUAUAUGAGCUGCUGGACGAAGUCAUUGACUUUGGUUACGGACAAAUCACGGCAACAGAGGCCCUUAAGGCGCAUGUGCACAAGGAACCCGUUCCUGUGGCAACCGAGGCCGUGGCAUUGGGUUCCCGGCGGUUGGACAAGAAGAAAUCCGUCCCCAGCAAUGCACCCAACAAACCCAUCUCGCUGCGGCAGCACGGCAGCACCGGCAAGAAUGAGAUUUUUCUGGACCUCCUCGAACGCCUUACUGUGCUCUUUGGUCCCCAGGGCAGUAUCGUUCGCUGCGAGAUCGACGGCGCCAUCCACAUGAAAUCCUUCCUGCACGGCACUCCAGAAAUCAUGCUGGGCUUGAAUCAAGAUCUGCAAGUUGGUCAAGAUAAUCGUAGCUUCACGGGGCUGGUGCUGGAUGACUGCAACUUUCACGAGUGUGUCAACUUGGAAGCGUUUGAGGGCAGUCGUUCCCUCUCUCUUCGACCACCAGACGGCGAAUUCACCGUGAUGAACUACCGCAUCUCCGGCGAAGCCUCUGGUUUUGCCAAUCCCUUGCCUUUUAAGGUUUCGAUAGCCUUUGAGGAAACCGGUACACCUGGCCGCACGGACGUCCUGCUCAAGCUCGACGCCGAAUUCCCCAUGAAGUUGCAUGGUGCCAACAUCGUGGUGCGCACACCCCUGCCAAAGGGCACUUCUAGCUGCGGGCAUGAGUUGGGCACACCGGGCCACUCUUUCGAGUACAAAAAAGAGGAGAAGAUGGCCCUGUGGAAGAUUCCCAAAAUGAUGGGUUCCACUUCGGCUUAUCUGCGCUUGCGCGUGUCAACUGCGGUCGAGGAUCAAGCUUCCGUGAAAAAGGAGGUCGGCCCGAUCAGCAUGGAAUUUGAAGUGCCCAUGUUCGUGUGCUCCGGCGUCAACAUUCGGUUCCUGACGGUGACGGAGCGUGGACGCAAGUACACGCCUUUUCGUUGGGUUCGCUACAUCACGCACAGUGAUUCAUAUGUCUUUCGCAUCUGA